GUGAACGGUUUUCACCAAAUACUUCGCAAAAGUUGUGUAUUUCAAAUUUCUCCCACGGGUGGCUGCGUUUUAAGGGUGACCAAACGGUCACAACUUUUUCACACGCGCUGUCUUGGAAUCGAGAAUUGCUGGCAUUAUAAGUAACGAGAGGUUAUUUUAGUCAUUUCAAAGGGUGAAGAAGGAAUUUCAGGGGGGCAAAAAGUAAAUCUCAACACUCAAACCCCCACAGUCAACUGCAAAAACCUGAAGCUCCCACAGCACGUUCAUGGCGGAACCUCUGUAGUAGCAGUAGCACACUUCCAAACUCAGCAAGCAAGCAACGAUGGCUCUUCCUCCAACAACGAUCGUUACUCUCUCUCUUCUUCUAUUGCUUCCGAUUCUAUCAUCAUCAAUAGUAGAAGAAGCAUUUUCCGAGGAAUUGCUACUUAAACCCUUACCCGAUCGCAAAAUUCUCACGCAUUUUCACUUCCAAACUGAAGCUCCUAUUUCCGAUGACUCCUUCGCUCGUCACCAUCACCUCUUCCCCAAAUCCAUUGCUCAACUGGUUAAGAAAUUUCACAUUAAAGCAAUGGAGUUAUCUUUCACACAAGGUCGAUGGAAUUAUGAAAGGUGGGGUGGAUUUGAUCCAAUAUCAAGCCAAAAUGCAAAGCCUCCUGGAGUUGAAUUGUGGGCAGUCUUUGAUGUCCCUCCACAUCAGGUUGAUGCUUAUUGGAAAAAUUUAACCCAUUCUCUGUCAGGUCUCUUCUGCGCUUCGAUAAAUUUCCUAGAGUCUUCUAGCUCAUAUUCUGCUCCUAAAUGGGCAUCUCAAUCAGCCUUAGGUAGUUUAAGAUAUGGAACACUGCCGCGUGAAGCUGUCUGCACAGAGAAUCUUACUCCCUGGUUGAAACUCCUUCCUUGUCGAGACAAAGCUGGACUUUCAGCUUUAAUGGAUAGACCAUCUAUUUACAGGAGUUUUUAUCAUUCACAGCGAUUGCAUUUGACAACUUCCAAAGCUCCUGCAGAUGGGUUAGAUUCAGGAAUUAUUCUAGAACAAACACUUACAGUUGUACUUCAGCCUAAUAUUCAGCGGGCUGGUAUAAGCUAUCCCGAUGAAAUAAAGAUUCAACCAAGCUGGUCUCUGAGCUCAAUAUUUGGACGAAAAAUCAAUGGAAGAUGUGUUCUUGCUAAAUCGAGUAAUGUUUACCUUCAAUUUGAGAGAGGUUUAGUUACUCAACUUGAGAAUAUCCAGAAGAAUACAGUGGCAUAUGAUUCGAAUGACACAGGUACAGAAGUUUUGAGAAGGAAUCUUUGCUUUGAAUUAUCUAUUACACCGGAUAGGGUUCACAGAGAACUGGAAAAGAGCUCCUCACUUCUUUAUGAAUAUUCAAUCAAAGGGUACAAUGACACUGAACAAUUUGAUUUAGGCCUAAUAUGGAAGUAUCCGGUUGUUUGGUCCUCACCACAUGCACCUUUAUAUGCCAGUAGAUUUUUAACGGGAAGUGGAAAUGAAAGGGGUUCAAUUGCAAUAUCCUUGAAGUCUACAGAAUUGACUAAGGACUUCAUUGCAGCCAAUAAUGUUGAAGAGAAGUGUAAGCUACAAGUUAACGUUCUCCAAAUUGUGCCUUGGUAUAUUAAGGUAUAUUAUCAUACCUUACAAAUAUUAGUAGAUGAAAAGCCUCAUGCAGUCACGGAUUUUGUUGAGAAAAUGGGUGUUUCACCUUCUGAAGACAAAGUAUCACCAGGGUUGAUGGAACUGGUCCUCAGAUUUCCUUGUGAGAUUAAAUCUGCUGUACUAAAUAUAGAGUUUGAUAAGGGCUUCUUGCACAUUGAUGAAUACCCCCCAGAUGCUAAUCAAGGAUUUGACAUCCCAUCAGCUAUAAUAAGCUUUCCUGACUUCCAUGCUGCUUUGCAAUUUCUUAAUAACUCUAUAAGCAACUCGCCGAUGUUGUCUAAAUUACAGGAAAAGAGUCCCGUUCUCUCAUACACAGAAGUUUUGCUCGUACCCUUGACAACUCCUGAUUUCAGUAUGCCUUACAACGUCAUCACAAUUACUUGCACAGUUUUUGCAUUGUAUUUUGGAUCCUUGCUAAAUGUACUCCGAAGGCGAGUUGGUGAGGAGGAAAGACUUUUGAAAAACAAAGAUGCAAACAAGGCCGCAAUCCUUCGUCGAAUACUAGAUAAAUUUUGGGGAAGAUCAUCAGAGUCCACUCAACCACAACAACCAUCAUCAUCGUCAUCGUCAUCGUCAUCCUUCAUUAAUCCAAAAUUGUUUCUUAAAGUACUAUUGGUUGCAGGAAUUGCUGUUAUAUGGCAAUACUACUUGAAAUGAUACCAUCAAACUUGUUAGUGUUAGUUAGGUGUAUUAUAUUCUGAUGGAGUACAAUUUAUGUACAACAAUAUAGCUUUACUUCCACUUUCCAAUGUGUUUGCAUUCAUUUCUGUUUGUCAAUUGAUCAAAAUCUCACAUAACUACAUUUAUUCAACACAUGUAAACCAACAGAACAGUUCUAAACAAGUUUUGGUACAUCUGAUUCAAUUAUUAUUAAAAGAAAUUGCAACUUUGA
Messenger RNA from Trifolium pratense (red clover), 2543 nucleotides. RefSeq names its product GPI transamidase component PIG-T. Gene Ontology annotation, cellular component: GPI-anchor transamidase complex. The record is from RefSeq and is a predicted model, not a curated record. The coding region runs from base 323 to 2308 and encodes 661 amino acids. The transcript has 5 exons. NCBI's taxonomy places the organism in Eukaryota, Viridiplantae, Streptophyta, Magnoliopsida, Fabales, Fabaceae. Gene Ontology annotation, biological process: attachment of GPI anchor to protein.